AUGAUAGGCAUAUACAGACUAUUGUCUGUCAAAUACGAAAAGCAAAUAACCGUCACGCGUCAGCAACUUAUAUCAAGGAUUUCUGUUAUGAAUCCUCUCUACUCUUUAAUGAGUAAUUUUCAUUUGUUCGAGUUGUUGAGCGCUGCAUCAAACUUCUUCCACUUAACCUGCAUAGAAAUAUGCGAGAUGGCUAUCCUAUUGCAGAGGUUUAAAAAUUUCUUUUCGUUCACAAACGAAGAAAUUAUUUAUAUUAUAGCUUAUAUUACAAAGGCAAAUUUCAAUGCAAAGAUUGAAAUUUAUGAAGAAAAGUUAGUAAAACGCUUUCCAGAUUUUCUAAUAAAAUACGGAAACUUUUUAAAUGCAAAUUUUGCAGCUCAAAACAUCAGCACUACCGAUAUUUUCAACAUGUAUAAAGAGCUUAUGGAAGGAAUUGUAACGCCUCAAAGAGAAAUUGAUGAGUUAAAUGAAAAUUUAAAUUCUAUUAUGAGGACUGGUUAUAAAAGGAAGGCAUCAAAGUUAGACAUGAAGGAUGAGAUAGCUGUAAACUUGCACUUAAAAAAGAUUCAGAUUAAGAUUAGCUUUUUGCCUAGCAGGUACCGGGAUUUGCACCCCUACACGCUCAUCACUCCCGAGGAGCUUCGGCAGAAAACUCUCCUUGUUGCCGCAAACAAGGGAUUCGAACUGACCAGUCUUGACUUUCUAUGCCUUCUGGAGCCUAAGGGCCAACCACUGGGUCGAAACUCCUAAUUUCUCGUUGGACAAAUGCUAUCUGUCGAUUCUGUUCGAGGGAAUCAGCUUCCACUCGGGACUGUCGCCGAUCUUGUCCUUUCCAAUGGUUGUUCUGGUGGGUAAAAGCCGAGUCCCACGGAUUAGCUCCAUAGGGUCCGAUUAAAACCUAGCCCGAUAUACAAAAAAGAUUUCAGGCCCCUUUCCACCUAAAUUCCCACCAUGGGGUCAUUGCCUGCGAGCGUUGAAGAAAUAGGUCGAGAGGUCUGGUGGCACGUCGUCACCAUUUUUAUGAAUAUACUUAAAAAAGAUAAAGAAGGAUUUCUUCGGGGAAGAAAACUUGCUCUUCCCCUCCUUGAGCGAACAAAAAGUUAUGUUCGCUCAUGGAUUGUUUUAUAAAAAAUUUAUAUAUGUAAAAAUUGAGAAGCAAAAAUUAAUAUAAUUUGCAAAUUUAUAUUUUAAAAACGAGGGCUUUUAAAAUUAAUCAGAAAUAUCAAUGUUUUUUUCAUAAAAAUGUUUGUUCACUUUUCCAAAAAAUAAGGAUUUUUCAAAUAGUUUUGCUCGCUCAUUGAGGGGGAUUUAGAUGAUUUGGAGGUCUAA
This is a messenger RNA of Blepharisma stoltei, 1326 nucleotides long. Lineage: Eukaryota; Ciliophora; Heterotrichea; Heterotrichida; Blepharismidae. The record is from the annotation of a GenBank genome assembly.